UUCCUCUUUGAACCCAUUGUAGAGGUUCCACGUAUUCAUCCUUUAGAAUCUUUUUCCAUCCAAGGAUGAAUCGGGUAUCUCGACCUCCGGCAAUGCUAGCGACUUUCUUCCUUCUAUUUUUAACACAGGCAAGCGCCGAUGUAAACCAAAAUUUAAUUUAUAGCAAAGUAUCUCGUAAAAUAGAUCUUACAUCUCAGCUCGCUAAAGUUUCUACUACUAUUACACUUGAAAAUGCCGGGGACAAAGCAACAGGUUCCUUCCAUUAUGCUAUGGAUCCUUCGUUGGCGGACAAAGUAGCCUUUAUCUCAGCUACGGCUAAACCCGAGAACGAUGAUGAAGAUGCUCAAUUAAAGUUGAAAGAAGUAGUUCUCUCUGCAUACAAGGAUCUCAAAGUCCUUCGCGUUGAUCUUCCUUUACAACUUGGGCCUGGAAAAUCUGUUGACGUACAAGUUGAAGAGGUUUUCACUCGCACAAUGAAGCCUUUCCCAGCCAAGGUUGGACAGUCAGAGAAACAACAAGUACUUUUCACAGGAAACCAUUAYGUAUUCUCUCUGUACAAAACCAAGAAACAAACAACUACAGUUACCCUAUCCUCAUCAGUGGUUGAGUCUUACAGCAAGUUGAAACCAUCUAGUCAUUCAGAGAGCACYAUCAACUAUGGCCCUUAUAAUGAUAUUGAUGCUCUUAAGCAAAGCUCUAUGAAGAUUCACUUUGAAAACAACUCUCCUUUCUUGGUAGUCGUUGGAAUGCAGCGKGUUAUUGAAGUAUCUCAUUGGGGGAAUAUUGCUGUUGAAGAGUCUUUCCAUUUGAGACAUUUUGGGGCUGAACUCAAGGGUUCAUUUUCAAGAUACGAUUACCAGCGUACUCCAGCACCAACUUCCAUCAAGUCUUUCAAGGCAGURCUCCCUGCAGCUGCUUCAGAUGUUUACUACCGUGAUGAGAUUGGCAACAUUUCAACAAGUAACAUGCUUGUGCAGCACGAUUCAGUGGAACUAGAACUUAAACCAAGAUUCCCCUUGUUUGGUGGAUGGCAAACACAAUACUACAUGGGAUACAAUGUGCCAAGCUAUGAAUAUUUGUUUAAUCUUGGUAACAAUUAUGCUCUCAAGAUGAGGUUUGUGGACCAUGUCUUUGAUGAUUUUGUCAUUGACCAGAUGACAAUGAAAGUCAUUCUACCAGAGGGAAGCAAGGACAUCAAAUUGAAGACYCCAUUUCCAGUUCAAGAGGGCAAGCGCGAACUCCAUCACACCUACCUUGACACAGUAGGAAGACCUGUCGUAGUAGCACAUAAGAAGAAUAUCGUGGAACAACAUAUUCAGGAAUUUGAGAUCCACUAUGUGUUCAACAAAGUCAUGCUUCUUCAAGAACCACUGUUAGUYGUUGGUGCUUUUUAUUUGUUGUUUGUUCUUGUUAUCAUCUAUGUUCGUAUGGACUUCUCUAUUAGUAAGGACGAAGCUAGCGAAUCACGAAUGCGUGCUGCUGGUCUUGUAGAGGAGGUUUUGCGUCUUAUUGAUCGGCGCAGUGGUCUUUACAAUGUGUACAUGGAUGCCAUCAGCAAGUUCAAGUCUAGCAAAGACACUACAACUUUUGCUAAUGCAAGAAAGAAGUUAGACACUGAUUAUCGCUCAAUUGGCAACCAGAUAACUCAGCUACAGAAUGCUUUGGCAAAGGAGCAGUCUGAGGCAGUUGAAAAGAUUGGUGAAAUCCAACGCAAGGAACAUGAACGUAAGCAGCUGCUUGACCAAGCCAUUGCWAUGGCAGAGAAAGUUGUGAAUGGGCGCAUGAACAAGGCAACAUACGUUGAAAAUGAAACUAACAACAAGAAUAAGCGUGAGAAGUUGAGCUCGGAUAUCAAAAGCAUUGCAGAAACUCUCUAACCCUAAUAUUAAAACCAUUACAUGCACUAUUAUACCAUCACAACUUAAAUAUAUUAGAUUAGUACAAAAAWGUGAACAGAAAAGUUUAUUUAAUAGUGAGUUAUUGUCCAGUUUUGUUUGAUUAAAUGUAAUAUUGACGAUUUGACCAGUCAUACUAAAACUUCAUUCAAUCUCCCUGUCAACUUUGAAAAAAAAACUCAGACAACUUAGUUUUUAAUGAGAAAUGUGAAGAACAUUGUAUAGUACUAUUUAGUAUKUACCAAACUAUAGACUAUCAUGAUUGUAGCAUUCUGAAUAUUAAUGUUGAGAAAAGUGAAAAAAAUUGUCUUUUUUGUGUUCCUAUUUCAAAUUUAAUCAACCCUAGUUUGGUGGGUACUAAAAUGGUCUUGAAGUCCAUUCAACCAUGUGUUCUUAUAAUGAAUUGUUUAGCUAUUAUUUUACUGUCAAAGAAAGASAACAUUUUACUUUUUUUUAGUGUUGUGAUGGUAUAAGUAUAGUGUUUAAUGUGUGAAAGUAUUGUUCUCAUUGUCAGGGUGCAUUCAUUGUAUCUUUGAAACUCUUUGUAACAAARUUCYACCAUGUAUUCAAAAUGCARARUKUUUUGUACCAUUUUGCACAUUUUGUUUGUAAAYUUUCUCAGAUAUUGUGAAUGCACUCUGUAAAUAUCAUAGUUAUCAUAACUCCUAGGUGCAUGUUUAUUAAAAAUUAUAAUUUUUUGUAUUGCCAACAUCUCAAAGAGGGGGGCAUCAUUGAAGUGUACUCCAUGUAUUUCUUCAUCAAUAAAAACAAAUCUGUUAGUAAA
Molecule: messenger RNA, 2679 nt
Organism: Exaiptasia diaphana
Lineage: Eukaryota; Metazoa; Cnidaria; Anthozoa; Actiniaria; Aiptasiidae
Product: dolichyl-diphosphooligosaccharide--protein glycosyltransferase subunit 1
Exons: 9
Coding region: 66-1877 (603 amino acids)
Cellular component (GO): oligosaccharyltransferase complex; membrane
Source: RefSeq, a predicted model, not a curated record